This is a messenger RNA of Pieris macdunnoughi, 549 nucleotides long. The record is from the annotation of a GenBank genome assembly. Lineage: Eukaryota; Metazoa; Arthropoda; Insecta; Lepidoptera; Pieridae.
AUGAAUAAGUUUGAAACAGGAAUCAUGACAAUUACGUGGAACGGAAUCCUAGAAUGCUUGCAAGCGACUAGUGCUUCGCUGCAGUUGUCUGAUCAAGACCUUUAUACGGAAUAUGCGUCCAAGCAAUGCGAUCCACAUUUUCAGAUAUUAAAGCAAGAGCCAAGGAUACGAUCAACUGUGAAGAUUACCAGCAACAGACAUCAAGAUGAAUCAAGCGAAAUACAAAAAAUUCUUAACAAACGCAAGGAGUUGCAAAUAGCAGUUAAUACAGAACGAGAAAAAGAAAGACUAGCAAUUCUACAGUAUGGUAAAAUUAUUUUCUUAAAGAAUCAAAACACGGACUCUGAAAGGUCAAGACUAGGAAAAAAGAAGAGAAACCAGUCAUCGUCACCAGAGUCGAUAGAAGACAACCGCGACACCAAUAAAGUUAGAAAAGCAGCGAAAAAUUUAAAUAAAAACAACCACAUUGAUAAAUACUUAACAAAAGCAACAAAUUCAAAACGUCCCGCUUUAGAAGAUGGUACAGCAUCUCUAAACAUAGCAGAAUAA